AUGAGCACAUUCACCACCCCAAAUUUGGCCGAGAAAGACAUUCGCGUAGUAGUAGGAAUCGAUUUUGGAACAACAUUUUCGGGUUUUGCACUUGCCAAUAAAGCAAAUCCGGGUAUAAUCGAAACGCACGAGACAUGGCCGGAUCGCAAAGGUCAUCUAAAGACUAACACCGCUUUACAGUAUGAUGAGAAAUGGAAUGUAACCAAAUGGGGCGCCCCGGCUCUGGCCUCGAGGCCUAAAAGAAAGAAAAACUCUGCUGCUGCCGUUGAGACAAAACCAGUUGAAUUGUUUAAGUUACAUCUUGGCGAAAUAGAACACUCCAAGAAGCCUCCAUUGCCAAUCGGAUUAGAUUUCAGGAAAGCAAUAACGGACUAUCUGCGUCAAUUGUCAAAGCUUAUAAAAGAUACGCUCAAAACCAGGUGGCCGGGUCUUGAGUUUGACAGGCAUGUGUUGAAAGUGAUGACAGUACCUGCAGAGUAUAAUGAAAAGGCGAGAUAUACAUUGAGAACGUGUGCAUACGAAGCGGGUCUUAUUGACACUAUGAAUUCAGAACAUUUGGAAUUUACCCCUGAACCCGAAGCAGCCGCAAUAUAUUGUAUUAAAGUGCUCAAGGAACAUUCACUUCAAAAAGAAAAUUCCUUUUUAAUUGUCGAUUGCGGGGGAGGAACGGUGGAUUUGACAGUUCGUAUACUGAAAGAGAACAACAAAUUAACUGAACUAACAGAGAGAACAGGCGAUUUCUGCGGCGGAUCAUAUGUAGACAAGGAAUUUCUCAAAUAUCUCGAGAAACAAAUAGGGUCAGCAGCAAUGAGAAUGUUGGAAGAGAAACAUUAUGCUCAAUUACAAUAUCUAGUGCAAGAAUUCUGUGCAAUCGUCAAAUUAGAAUUCGAUGGGAAUAAUGGUUUUGGAACUAAAGAGAUAGAUCUCGAAGAGGUUUGCCCAGUAUUAAAACAGUAUGUGACUGGGGAUAUGAGAGAUAGCAUGGAAGAGCAAGAGUGGAUGAUUCAAUUGGAUCAUAAUACAGUCAAAGGAUUCUUCGACCCAGUCGUAGAAAAAAUUAUCACUUUGAUUGAGAAUCAAUUAUCGGCUGCUAAAAAUAAUAUUUCUGCGAUGUUUAUGGUUGGCGGAUUUUCGGAAUCUAAAUAUCUGUUUAAAAGAGUAAAGCAAAAGUUUGAUGCGCGGGUGCCAAUCAUAGCUAUACCAUCUGACCCAAUAGCGGCUGUAGUACGUGGGGCUGUAUUAUAUGGAAUGAAUAUGGCUACAAUAGAGACACGCGUGCUUAAGCGCACGUACGGCUUGCGUCUUGCUACCAGGUGGAAGAAAGGUGAUCCAAUCGAACGUAAAACUGAAACGGGACGCAUUAAGUACUUCAAGAGGAUAGUAAAACGGGGAACUGAAGUCCCGGUUGAUGCCAGUUUUUUCCAAGGCGUGCAUCCAUCUUAUCCGGAGCAGACUGAAAUGGAUUUCCAUAUUUACACAACACCAAAUGAAGAUGGAAAAUACUGUGAUGAUGACGAAAUGGAGCACUUUGGAUCAAUGACUAUUGUAAGUUGA
Paraglomus occultum is the source of this 1554-nucleotide messenger RNA. The record is from the annotation of a GenBank genome assembly. Lineage: Eukaryota; Fungi; Glomeromycota; Glomeromycetes; Paraglomerales; Paraglomeraceae.